GUGACCUCAGACGGACGAGUUCGCGUCCACGAAAGGGUUUCAGCUCCCACUAGUAUCGCGGACCCUUAUCUUUGAUCGUCUUCCCGCUAUGAACCUAGGCCCAACUGUUAUCUUCCUUCUCUAACUACCGAUAUCUGCAACAUGAGUUCCAAUUCUUCCAGUACUUUACCUGAUCUUUAUGAGGCAUCAAUCGCAGAACUCCAAGAUGGUCUAGUCAAUGGACUGUUCAGUAGCGUUCAGCUUGUCAAAGCCUACCUUGACAGAAUCGAAGAAGUUAACUUCAAAGGUCCUGCACUGCAUGCAGUCAUAGAGACCAAUCCGAAAGCCUUGACCCAAGCUGCCACCCUUGACGAUGAACGGAAAGAAAAAGGCAGCCGUGGGCCAUUGCACGGAAUACCAUUAUUGUUGAAAGACAACAUUGCUACGUUGUACGAAGAAGGAAUGAAUACUACUGCAGGUUCAUACGCACUGUUGGGUUCUGUCGUUCCUCGAGACGCAUUUGUUGCAGCAAAGUUACGUGAAGCUGGUGCUAUAUUUAUAGGCAAAACGAAUCUAUCUGAAUGGGCUGGUGCGAGGUCUAUUCCACUUCCUCGCGGAUUCUCGGGGCGUGGGGGGCAGACUCUUUGUCCGUACUAUCCAAACACCGAUCCAUUUGCUUCGAGCUCCGGAAGUGGCGUUGCGACGGCUAUUGGUCUGGCAGCCGGGUCCCUUGGCACAGAAACUCGUGCCUCUAUCGUAGCCCCAAGUAGCAGGAAUAAUAUUGUGGGCAUCAAGCCUACUGUCGGGCUGGUAUCUCGCUCAGGCGUGGUACCUUACUCAUCUAACCAAGAUACUCCUGGCCCGAUGUGUCGCUCUGUCACUGACGCCGCCCUGUUGUUGACUUUCAUCGCUGGUCCUGAUCCUCGGGACGAAGCCACCUUGCAUCAGCCUGGAAUAGUCCCAGACUACAUGAAAGCGCUUGACAAAAACGCCCUCAAGGGCACUCGUCUUGGAGUGCCUCGUGCCUUCAUCCGCAAUAUGAAGGCAAUCGAGGAGACAUUCAACUCCUCUCUUGACAUAUUUCGAGCUUUAGGCGCGGAGAUAGUCGACCCUGCAGAUUUUCCGAAUGGAGAGGAACUAUUGGCGUCACAAGCGGAGAAGCUGGUGAUGGCUGUCGACUUCAAAGUUGGUAUCAGCAAGUACCUAUCAGAAUUGGUCGAAGUCCCCACAGGCGUCAAGACUCUCGCCGAUCUCAUAGAAUUCAACAAUAUCAAUCCGGACCUAGAACUUCCAGCGCCGUUUUACACAGAUCAGUCUCGAUUUACGGACGCGGAAGAUAAACAGGUUGAUGACGCCUACUUUGCAGCACUAGCGCAAAAUUUCAACCUGGGACGCACGAAGGGAAUUGACGCCACCCUGGCCAAGUUCAAUCUUGAUGCCAUAAUUCUACCGACCGAUGUACUGGAGCCCAAACCCACAGCAAUUGCAGGAUAUCCUUUGAUUUCAGUGCCCCUCGGCUUUCAGCCAGAUGGCGUUGAAUUACUGCCUGCGACGCCAUCUCCACUUCAUAGUCAAGCCCCGGGAGUUCCUUUUGGAAUCGCUUUCAUGGGAACUGCGUACAGCGAGUUCAAGCUCAUCAGCUAUGCCUAUGCAUUUGAGCAGGCUACGCACGCGAGACUUCAGAGAAGGGCGUAUAACGAUGCGAUUCCGAGAGCGCAGCUAACAAGUGUUAUGUGAACGUGAAAUGAAGGGAGAUUAAUUUUGUAAUUAUACACGAGGAAGGAGCGAAUUACUUUGUGUGUAUGUAUAACCUGACUCGAGUGAACUGUUUUUCGCGGUAGAUAUCCUAGCCACUGGCAGGUGUAAGUGCGGAUGUUAGGAUGAUAGCCAAC
This is a messenger RNA of Suillus clintonianus, 1871 nucleotides long. Its product is annotated as amidase signature domain-containing protein. The record is from RefSeq and is a predicted model, not a curated record. NCBI's taxonomy places the organism in Eukaryota, Fungi, Basidiomycota, Agaricomycetes, Boletales, Suillaceae. The transcript has 7 exons. Bases 142 to 1716 code for a protein of 524 amino acids.